GCCACCUUAAGAGUCCAGGGGAGGCGGCAAAUUCUCAGCGAGUUUAUUGCCUGCCUGUUGCUCGCGCAGUAAUUCGACGUUUCGCGCGCUCCCUGUGAUUGCCCUAUGGCUCGCGCAGUGGCUCAGAAUCUCGCACGCGCCUCAGCAAGCUGCACGAUCAAUGUCAGUCUUUCUCGCGCGCGCGCGCCCGAGCCUCCUUGGCCGGCUGCGUGUCUCGUGCGCGUCCUCGCGCCCUGGGCAGGAUUCUCGAGCCAAGGCGGUUAAGCAGCGGGGUACGUCUGAGUCUUAUUCGUGGGUUUGGCGCGAGCUUGGGAGGGUGACGUAUCCUGCCGGUGACCAAUCGGAGCGAGCAGAGGCGGUGGCAGAAUGUGCCUCGCCCCCUCGCUCUUCCCUCAUGCCCGUAUUGGGCGGAGUCGGCGCUGGCCUGGUAGUGAUGGCGGACGAUGGGGAUGGGAAACUAAGAACUGAGGGUAGCAGCGGUGGCAGCCUGGGGUGCGGGGGCCUAGAGGAGCCGCCCGCGGCGGCAGCGGCGGCAGGCUGGGUUGUGGGCGGUGAGAUGCUGCUGAUCGUGGGGCUGUUGGCGUUGGUGCUGCUGGCGGCCUAUCGGCUCUACCUGUGCUGGGGGAAGCGGAGCGGCCCAGGGGGCGCGGCCCAGCAGAGCCAGGCCGCCUCCCUGCCCCGCAUGAAGCGGCGGGACUUCACGCUGGAGCAGUUGCACGAGUACGACGGGGCCCGGACCCCUCGCAUCCUGCUGGCCGUCAACGGCAAAGUCUUCGACGUGACCAAAGGCAGCAAGUUCUACGGGCCUGAGGGUCCAUAUGGAAUAUUUGCUGGCAGAGAUGCCUCCAGGGGACUAGCAACUUUCUGUCUAGAUAAAGAUGCACUCAGAGAUGAAUAUGAUGACCUAUCGGACUUAAAUGCUGUACAAAUGGAAAGUGUUAGAGAAUGGGAAAUGCAAUUUAAAGAAAAAUAUGACUACGUAGGUAGACUCCUAAAACCAGGGGAAGAACCAUCAGAAUAUACAGAUGAGGAGGAUAUCAAGGAUCACACUAAACAGGAUUGAACUUUG
Dermochelys coriacea (leatherback sea turtle) is the source of this 1069-nucleotide messenger RNA. RefSeq names its product progesterone receptor membrane component 2 (gene PGRMC2). Gene Ontology annotation, cellular component: membrane; endomembrane system. The transcript is spliced from 3 exons. Bases 161 to 1063 code for a protein of 300 amino acids. NCBI's taxonomy places the organism in Eukaryota, Metazoa, Chordata, Testudines, Dermochelyidae. The record is from RefSeq and is a predicted model, not a curated record.